CUCAUUGCUAGCUUGGUCUUCAAAGUUACAGGAAGUCUCAAAAUGAAUUGGUUGCCACUGUUGUGUACCGUUCUUGCUUUUAUAAGCUUUAUUGAAUCGCGCUCUUCGAAAAAAACUAAAAAUACAAAAAAAUAUUUAACAAGAGCAGAGUAUUUUGAAACCAUUUUGAAGUACGCCCACAGAAUGGACAGCCUUCUCAAGAUAACGUGUGAGGACAAUAAAGAUUGGCUUACGGAAACAUAUACAAACAAUGGUUACAUGAUUUCAUAUAACCUCGAUGGAUUGAACGAAGCAACACUCGAUGUGAAAAUUCAGAAUAGAGUAUUAUUCACAAUAAUUGAGCAGACGAACAAUCUAGACCCUUUUGUAGACGUGAGGAUGUUGCCUAUGAUGGUAGAUGUGAAACGUGCGGAAUGGUAUGUGGUGAAUCGUAUGCUAAAAGUUGUGGUACCAUUUAGUGUCAGACUCACUGAAACGAUGCCGAAAACUUGUGAAUUCGAUGAUUCAGAUUUUGUUGUUCCAGAAACGAUAGAGGUUUUUGGACCAUAAUGUUUAUUUAAUUAACAAUUUCUAUUUUCAGUAUGGAAAUCAAUCUUAGUUAAGUGUUUAAAAAUUUGGACAGUUUCUCUUUGCCAUAAAAUGUGCUACUAUAUCCCCUUUUUAAGUGUUAUAAAGCUUCUUUAUCAUUUACUACUUUCCUGUAUGCCUUCUCAAGAUAAAGUGUGAAGACAGUCAAGAUUGGCUUACGGGCACCUACACAAACAAUGGUUACAUAAUUUAAUAAAACCUCGAUGGAUUAGACGAAGCAACCCUAAAGUGUGAAAAUUCUGAAUAGAGUAUUUGUACACAGCCAUUGAGCAGACCAACAAUCUAGACCCUUUUGUAGACGUCAGGAUGUUACCAAUGAUGGUGGGUGUGAAGCGUGCGGAAUAGUUUAUGGUGAAUCGUGUGUACGAUGCCGAAUGAUGCUUGUGAGUUCGAUUAUUCGAACUUUGUUGUUCUAGAAACGAUAGAGAUUCGUGGACCAUAAUGGUAUAUUUAUGAAAUUAGCAAAUUAUAUGAAGAGAAAGCAAAUUGAGUUGAACGUUAUGGAUAAUUUUUUGCCUUAAAUUGUGCUAUUAUAGCACUUUUUCGAGUGUUUGAAAGCGUUUUUACCAUCCACUAAUUUUCUUGUUUUUUUCUCACUACUUGCCUGUACGGUUGCAAAACAGGUACCAAAACCUCAGAAAUGUAUGUUUCCCUGUUUUAUAAUUAUUAAGAUGUACCUUUAAAGUAUUCUAAUUUAUUAUUAUCAGAUAUUAUUUAAUUGCCAAAUACAUAUAUUAUUUAGCUAUAAAUAAAA
This is a messenger RNA of Pararge aegeria (speckled wood butterfly), 1342 nucleotides long. RefSeq lists its product as uncharacterized. The record is from RefSeq and is a predicted model, not a curated record. Lineage: Eukaryota; Metazoa; Arthropoda; Insecta; Lepidoptera; Nymphalidae. The coding region runs from base 43 to 549 and encodes 168 amino acids. The transcript has a single exon.